CUUUCUGGAACUUUUUCUCAGGGAUAUAAGACGAUAGACUUUCCGGUCGAAGAGAUAGAUUAGUUUCUGGAAAGGGGUAACUAUCCUAUUGAGCGAUCCAUUGAUUUAUCAUUUACUUCUCUGUCUUCUUGAUUAGACUUUUUUAUUAUUUUUUAUUUUUUCACUUUGCACAAAUUCGAUAAUUGUUUCAUUUUAUCCUAUUUUACUCUAACACUUAACUUACACAUUACCGUAACCCAACCCAACAACAACAACAACAACACUCACACACGCACCCACCCACCAUGUCCCCCGUCCUCAACUUCAUCACCGGCAACGCCAACAAGCUCUCCGAGGUCCGCGCCAUCCUCAAACCCGCCGGCAUCACCGUCCGCAACCAGCCCCUCGACCUGCCCGAGAUCCAGGGCGCCCUCGACGACGUCACGCGCGACAAGUGCCGUGCCGCCGCCGCCGCCGUCGGCGGGCCCGUCCUCGUCGAGGACACGUGCCUGUGCUACGACGCCCUGAACGGCCUGCCGGGGCCGUACAUAAAAUGGUUCAUGCAAUCCAUCGGCCACGCCGGCCUCAACAACCUCCUCGCCGCCUACGACGACAAGUCCGCCCAGGCCGUCGCCACCUUCGGCUUCUGCCAGGGCCCCGGCGAGGAGGUCCUCCUGUUCCAGGGGCGCACCCGCGGCAAGAUCGUGCCUCCGAGGGGCCCUAGCACGUUCGGCUGGGAUCCCAUCUUCGAGUAUGACGGACAGACCUACGCCGAGAUGGACAAGGCCGCCAAGAACAAGAUCUCCCACCGCUUCAAGGCGCUCGAGAAGCUGCGCGCGUGGAUCGAGGGCGGCGGUAUGAAGGCGUAAAGGGGGCGCUUAGAUGCGCACAGUUGACUUAGAUCUCCAUAUGAUACCUACCACUACCACAUAGACAUACUCACGCGCGAGGAAAUCCCGUACGGAUCUCGGCUACCAAAGGAUGAAUAGACGAAUAAAGCAUUUUACAUUUCUAAACCCUCACUAGCCGCCUCGAUUCAAGCUAUCGGAACACUUAACUUGCAUGUUAACCUACUUGGAUACAAUACGGCAUGCUUGAUAUUCUAACGCCGUUAUGACCCGCCUCCUUAG
This is a messenger RNA of Daldinia decipiens, 1109 nucleotides long. RefSeq names its product inosine triphosphatase. Gene Ontology annotation, biological process: nucleoside triphosphate catabolic process. The coding region runs from base 285 to 848 and encodes 187 amino acids. Gene Ontology annotation, molecular function: nucleoside triphosphate diphosphatase activity. Gene Ontology annotation, cellular component: cytoplasm. The transcript is spliced from 4 exons. NCBI's taxonomy places the organism in Eukaryota, Fungi, Ascomycota, Sordariomycetes, Xylariales, Hypoxylaceae. The record is from RefSeq and is a predicted model, not a curated record.